Leishmania major strain Friedlin is the source of this 1278-nucleotide messenger RNA. RefSeq lists its product as hypothetical. Lineage: Eukaryota; Euglenozoa; Kinetoplastea; Trypanosomatida; Trypanosomatidae. The transcript has a single exon. The coding region runs from base 1 to 1278 and encodes 425 amino acids. The record is from RefSeq and is a predicted model, not a curated record.
AUGUGCAGACAGGCAGUUGCGCAUCCCCCCUCCCUCCCCCCUCCCUCUUCUCUUGUCGCCAGUGCUUUCUCUGUCCAGGAGCUCACUGCGCAGCGCCGCAGAAGCGUACACACAACUGCCAGCGGCACAGACCGAGGGGAGGGGGUGCCGCAGCUGCUGCUGCUGAUGCCGCCGGCGGUCGUGGCGGUGGUCCUGUCGACACCUCUCCAGCGCAGCACUCGCUCGCUCUUGUCGCGGCGGCUCUUCCUGUUUGCCGCUGUUGCUGAAAUGAACAGGGCCCCGCCCGGUGCCUGCGCCCUCGCUGCGGUCGCGCCUCUAUCGUAUCUACGCCGUCGGUGCACAGCUGCAUCGUCGUCUCCGCCGUUUUUACUGUCGCCGCUGCACGCGGCGUGCGCCUCCGCCACGGCUCGUCGCCCUUUCACUUCCUCGCUUCUCAGCAAACUCGGAGACUCGGUUGCCUCCAAGGUGUCGCGGCUCGCCGAGAACGUCUGGCUAGCGGAUGAAAAACUCGUGACGGAGCCGCGGCGAAAGUUCGAGCCGCAGCGCGUCGCCAACACGAGUCUGGCAGAGCGCCUCGCGGUGCAACGCAAUGUGCGGCAGCGUCUCGUGCCGACGAAGGUUCAGGUUGACAAGUCGCGUCAGUACGUUGAGUUCACGUGGCCUGCGGACGCGGUGGAGGUGAUGCGCUGCGUCUCUCUCGAGGCGGAACCGUCUGACCCGACAGAACCGCCUAGGACCUCAUCUGCAAAAUCUUCGUCAAGGCCUGCUACUGCACCUGUUGCCCGCCCCUCGUCUGCAGGGCCGGCAGCCUCGUCGCAGGCGCCGGAAAGAGCGGCUACUUCUGCUCGUGGCGCGCCAGCUGGAGAACUGACGAGGGCGCCUUUGCCGGCUUGCCACUCGCCUUGCGUCCCUUCUGGCACCCCGCUGCGGACACGCGCACUGGCCGAGUACCUGCGCGCCUACACCCCUAGCACCGACGGGGCACUCGGCGGCAAGGAUAUCAUCAUCUACGGCCGCCGCGGCAUCGCCAUCACGAAGAUCAUUCCCGUCGGCAACUACGCCCUGCGCUUUGUCUUUUCCGACGGUCACAAUGGCGGCAUCUACAGCUAUGCGUACCUUUACUAUCUCACGAGUCCCAGCACCAAGUACGGCCUCAUGCGCGGCUACAUCACGGAGCUGCGGCAGCGUCGCCGCUCGCGGGACCCGCCAAAGCGAGCCCCCUCCAGCAAGUACGCCAAGGCCAUCGCGCAAAGAGCGGCGACAACGCGAAAGCACUAG